Messenger RNA from Triplophysa rosa, 1613 nucleotides. RefSeq names its product aquaporin 12 (gene aqp12). The transcript has 3 exons. Gene Ontology annotation, cellular component: cytoplasm; membrane. Bases 158 to 1000 code for a protein of 280 amino acids. Gene Ontology annotation, molecular function: channel activity. The record is from RefSeq and is a predicted model, not a curated record. Gene Ontology annotation, biological process: transmembrane transport. Lineage: Eukaryota; Metazoa; Chordata; Actinopteri; Cypriniformes; Nemacheilidae.
GGCUCAAGGUGUGGGACAAAACCAGAAAAGCCCCGUUAGAUAAGAACACGACAUCUCUGUGUGCCACGUUGUCACAAGCGUUGAACAAAUACACUAUCGGUGAGCUCAGUGCUUCCUUUCUGUUUAGCACAGCCAGCCGUGCAUUACACCAGGCAUCAUGUCAGGGCUCAACACAUCGCUGGCGUACUUCUUUACUGUUAUAGGCCUGAGCGCACUCGGUAGGGUGCUUCUCGCCCGCUGGAGACGGCGCUUGGGCUUCCUAACAGAACUCAUCUCUGCCUUCGCGCUAGCCGGCUGUAGGCUAGAGAUAGAGACCAUUGCGGAGGUCGGUCAGUGGGCCGGCGCGCUGGGCCCGGACGUGACCUACACUAUGCUUUUCAUAGCUGUAACCAUUCACGCCAUCAUCAUGCAAGGUGUGAGCGGCAACCCGGCUGUGACCGUAAUGGGAUUCCUGCAGAAAGAGAUCGGCGUGGUUGCAACGCUUCUCAGCGUCGCGUCGCAGUUUCUCGGUGCGUUUCUCGGCCUCUUAGUUGCGGGUAAAUACUGGGAGAUGGAGCUCACAGACAUGCACAUGAUAAAGAAUCUGAUGAUGUCGGAGUGUAGCACGGCUCUGCGAGCUCCGAUGCUACACGGAGCCGUCGCGGAAGCCAUCAGCGCGAUGACCUUUUACCUCGUUUACCUCGUCCUGAGGAACAGGACACAGCUGCUCAGAAUUCCCAUAAUGGCUCUGCUGCUGACUUUCUUGGCCUAUGCAGGAAGUAACUACACCUCUGGAUUCGUGAAUCCAUCUCUUGCUUUUGCAUUAACAUUCAACUGUCCCGGACAUACCUUCUCCGAAUACGCUCUCGUCUACUGGCUCGGCCCUCUUAUUGGUAUGACUCUCGCACUGUUCCUGUAUUUGGGAAAUAUUCCAUUGCUGUUUAACAGGAAUCUGCUUUACUCCAAGAAGUCACGAUUCCGGGUUCCCAAAGGGAAAAAUUCAGAGGAAAAGACCAACUGAGAGACGUUAACAGAAGUAAAAGUCAAGAUUGAUGUUGUGAACUGCAAGUUGCAUUUUAUGAUGAGUUUGUAACGCAUUUCGCUGUUGAAUGCUAAAUCUGCCAACAGCAAGCCAGACGGGUCCAACGUGACUGUUUCCAUUUAUAAUGUUCAAGUCUGUAUAAAUUCUGUGCCAAAAUAAUUUUUUGCAUAUGCAAACAUGUCAAAUGUAUCGUUCUACGGAGAAAAUAAACGAAAAAGAAGAACCGGAAGGUCUACGUGACAUGUUUGGUGUACGUGUUUGACGUCGUGAUUCAAGUACAGAUCAUCUUUUAGCCACCUUAACAUUCUCUGACCGCAGUAAAACGUUGAUCAGAACUGUUUUUCAUAAGUGGCCGCUUAUUUGCACUUUUAAUUCAGAUGGUGUGAGUGAUAAUGCCGGAAAUGAUGCUGGCUGCACGUUAAAAGAGGGAGGUGUGAGAUCGUAAUCUCAUUUAUAUUUAGGUAUGUGUUAAACAUUUAGAUUUACAGUCCAUUUGGAGUUUUGUGUAGAUAACAGCUUACAUACAAAACCAGUGAAUUUUAUCCAUUUGCCAUUCCUACAUUUAAGUAUUAAACUUGAACGUCUACUUUUG